CUCUCUCUCUCUCUCUCUGCUAAUGUAGGUUAAGCUGCUGUGAUAUGACAGAUGAAGGUUGUUCUGAUGUGACUUCAGCUCUGAAAUCAAACCCGUCACACCUGAGAGAGCUGGACCUGAGCGGGAAUAAACUAGGAGACUCUGGAGUGAAAAACCUCAGUGAUCUACUGAUGAACCCACAAUUCAAGCUGGAGAAACUACAUCUGAGUGAAUGCAGUAUUACAGAGGAACAGAGUCUCAUCCUGACUUCAGCUCUGAAAUCAAACCUGUCACACCUGAGAGAGCUGGACCUGAGCGUGAAUAAACUAGGAGACACAGGAGUGAAGCACUUAUGUGCCGUACUGAAGGAUUCACACUGUAAACUGGAGAGAUUGAGGUUAAGCUGCUGUGAUAUGACAGAUGAAGGUUGUUCUGAUGUGACUUCAGCUCUGAAAUCAAACCCGUCACACCUGAGAGAGCUGGACCUGAGCGGGAAUAAACUAGGAGACUCUGGAGUGAAAAACCUCAGUGAUCUACUGAUGAACCCACAAUUCAAGCUGGAAGAACUACAGUUAGUGUCAUUAUACUGUACAGCAAUUACAGUGUGACUGAAGUUUAUUUAU
Rhinichthys klamathensis goyatoka is the source of this 602-nucleotide messenger RNA. Its product is annotated as ribonuclease inhibitor-like. The record is from RefSeq and is a predicted model, not a curated record. NCBI's taxonomy places the organism in Eukaryota, Metazoa, Chordata, Actinopteri, Cypriniformes, Leuciscidae. The transcript is spliced from 3 exons. Gene Ontology annotation, molecular function: protein binding. The coding region runs from base 45 to 587 and encodes 180 amino acids.